CUUGGCAGGAAAAAUAGCAAUAAUCCACGUGAAACAAAGGCCACUUAUACUUUGAUUUCCCCCGUCUGUCCCAGAACGUAUGAGUUGUUCUUGCUUGGCUCUCUCUGAAUCACGAGCCCAGCCCCGAUCCUUAAGAAAUUAAGCCGGUUGAGGGGAGGAAGAGAAAGGAACUGAUUCCUCUUCCUCCAUGUCCUGCUCCUCCCUCUUUUGCCGAGUGCUUUUUGUUCAGCUGCUUUGGGUUAUGAAUACUUUGCUGUGUAUCUUGUGGCUAUCAAGGUCAGCCUAAGGGAAGGAGGCUGCAAACUGUUCUCCAUGGCUUAAAUGGACAUCAAAGGAUAUCUCUCUGCUGGCAUGUACCUCCCCAGAUGAUCUGAUCCUUCAUGAACUAACUUCCAAGGAAAAAAAUAACCACCCUCUUCUUGCUACAGUUCGCUUGCUUUAAUUUAUGGCUUGCUCCCAUACAGAAAACCUAAAUUUUAAUGCUGGGAUUGCUCCCCUCUAAAUCUUCUGGUACAUAGAAGGGCAAGGGUCCAUCUUUGCUGAACCCUCAUUGGGAGAGGUUAGCAGGAAGGAGGUCAGGGAGAAGUGGAAGAGACUGGGAAGCACUGUGAGAAGGUGAAAGGAAAUACCCAGCUUUGCCUUUUUUAAGCCCAUUUGGAGGAAACAAAGCUUCUUCCUUUAUGGAUGGAGGUAGUGGAGUUAGUGUGUUCAGCCUAAGCCCGAGGUGGUAACUGGCAGGCAGCUGCAGCAACCCUUCCUUUUUGCCUUACGUUGGACCCUACACCGUACUUGGUCAGCAGCGACGGCAGAACCCGAGCGGGAAAGAUGGUCGUCGUAAGGAGGAGGAACGUGAAAGUGUUUACCUUCGCCUUUUUGCUCAUCACAGUAACGUCAUUUCUGCUGAACUACACGCACCAGGUGACCAUGACUACCUGGGAUCUGAGACAUCUCGUCAUGCAGUUUUCAGAGCAAGUCCAAAAAGUCUUCAAGCACCCCAGGAGACCGUGCAGCUGUCGCACAUGCAUUUCUGAGCUAGGACAUUCCCUCUGGUUCGACCAGAGGUUUAAUUCAACUAUGCAACCUUUCCUGACCUCACAAAAUGCCUUGAUCCCAGAAGACAGCUACAGGUGGUGGCUGAAAUUGCAAGGAGAGAAAACUCCAAAGAAUAUUAAUGAUACUCUCAAGGAAUUGUUUGGGAUCAUUCCCGGGGAUGGGGAUCCGCUGCAGGAGAGAGGCACCUACACAUGCAGACGAUGCGCCGUCGUGGGCAACUCUGGGAACCUUCGGCAGUCUCAGUAUGGCCAAGAUAUUGACUCCCAUGACUUUGUGCUCAGAAUGAACCGUGCUCCCACUGCUGGCUAUGAAUCUGAUGUUGGGAGCAAGACCACUCAUCACUUCAUUUACCCGGAGAGCUACAAAGACCUGGCAGAAAACGUGAGCAUGAUCCUGCUCCCCUUCAAAACCCUGGACCUGCGCUGGGUUGUCACCGCUCUCACCACAGGCACCAUCAACUUCACAUAUGUUCCAGUUCCACGGAAAAUCAAAGUCAAAAAAGAGAAGAUCCUGGUUUAUAAUCCAGCUUUUAUAAAAUACGUCUAUGAAAACUGGCUCCAGCAUCAUGGGAGAUACCCCUCCACAGGCUUUCUGUCUUUGAUAUUUGCACUCCAUGUAUGCGAUGAGGUGAACGUGUAUGGCUUUGGAGCAGACAGCAAAGGACACUGGCAUCACUACUGGGAAAACAACGGUUCAGCUGGGGCUUUCCGGAAGACAGGUGUCCAUGACGGGGAUUUUGAGUUCAAUGUAACUUUGACUCUUGCUUCCAUUGAAAAAAUAAAUUUUUUCAAGGGCAGAUGACCCUGGCCACGGGGAAAAGUGGGGCUGCAGUUUCCAACAUGCAGCAGAACAAAGCUCAGUGAAGAUGAUCUGGGCACCAGCCAGGUUUCAAUGCGCGUAUCUGCGGUGGAUUCGGAGCGUCUCACUGCUGCAAUGCUCACCGCAGGGAGCUCGGCCGAGGACCGGCUUCCACACUGCACAUGAUUUCCUAUCUACGGAUAGCUGGAAACUACCAAUCAGUUGUGGGAAUAAAUGAAUCUCUGCUUAGGCUCUACGGCUCAGUUCUUGAAUUAUUGAUGAAAGAUCUGCCUGUUGCAAUUAGGGGAAACAUGGGCACAGGAACUGCUGUUUGUGUGUCCGUUCUUUCCUCCAGUAAGGCAGGAGAUCCUUGAAGAAGAGUGAAAACGACUUCUGGGACUUGAGACCCACUAGGGCAGCUGUGAACAUCAUAGUAAGGAUUACCUCAAAGAAAUGAAUUCACUUGUGCUGUUGAUCUUCUUUUUGAACUGUCUCUUCUGUUUCCUCUAUUACUUCUGGGUUUGUGCUGUAUUAAGCAAAAACAUGAUGAAGUUGCCUGGA
Harpia harpyja (harpy eagle) is the source of this 2412-nucleotide messenger RNA. RefSeq names its product ST3 beta-galactoside alpha-2,3-sialyltransferase 1 (gene ST3GAL1). The transcript has 7 exons. The record is from RefSeq and is a predicted model, not a curated record. Gene Ontology annotation, molecular function: beta-galactoside (CMP) alpha-2,3-sialyltransferase activity. Bases 826 to 1854 code for a protein of 342 amino acids. NCBI's taxonomy places the organism in Eukaryota, Metazoa, Chordata, Aves, Accipitriformes, Accipitridae.